AGAUACGAGCUUGUACCAGUACAAGCUCGUACAUCUCUCGACGAGUCUCGUACUCCUGGUAGGAAGGGCAACAGCAGGAGCAAAGAUUAAACGGCGUGCGUGAGGUAGGUGACCACGCUGUGGGAGACGUAGAGGAGUUUACUGCGGGGGCGGACAAAUCGGUCCUGGUGUACUCUUUUACUUACUCUUGAGCCAUGUCCGUGCGCUGCUUGUGUUCGCGAGGCCGACGAUCAACCGUCGUGCUCUGUGUGAUUCUGGCAGCCGCCGGCAGCGCGAGAGCGAGCCCCGAGCCAACGUGGGCGCGCGAGAUCGGGGUGGGCGGGAAGCGGAUCAUCGCGUGGGAGCCGCCUCAGCAGGCGCGCGCCGCGUCCCUACUGGGGCAGGACUCGGCUUGCGAAGGUGGCGUUGGAACUUGUGUGGUCGCGUGCACGGACUUCGCGUGCAGUGCGGCGCAGGUGCGGUGCGCGGCGCUCGCGUGGUGCGUGGGGUUCUCGCGGCCGUCGAAGGACGUCGCUUGCGGCCGCAAGUGCCUCAACCGCGACGCGACGCUCAAGCGGGACCACGCGUUUGAUGUGGCAGGCGCCCCGGAUUGGUGGGUGUCCGCGUCACGCAAUUGCCUCGAUGCGCGGCGCCGGGCGCUCGCCGGGCCCGGCGGCGCGGAGGCCGUGCGGGUUUGGGUCGAGCAGGGCUGCGACGUGUACGGUGCGGCGUGGCCCGCGCGGUCGUCGACACUCGUCUUCGACGUGGGACUCGCCGGCGGCGAGGACACGCGGCUUUUCCUCUCGCGAGGCUGGCGCGUCUUGGCGGUCGAGGCAAACCCUGCGGUCGCGCGCGCCGCUACGACCACCCCGGCUCUCCGCCGCGCGACCGAGGACUCGUCCCUCGUCGUCGUCCGACGCGCCAUCGUCGCGCGCGCGACGGCCGAGCCAGCCAUUCUCCGCGUCCCGCGGCGCGGCAAUAGCGAAGUCGCGUCGCUGGAUCCCGGCAUCGCAGCGAAGUGCAGGCGGCUCGGGGGCUGCGCCGAGAUCCGCGUCCCCACGACGACGUGCCUCGCACUAAUCCGCGAGCACGGCCUCCCGACGGUCCUCAAGGUCGAUAUCGAGGGCCUCGAUCGCGCUUGCGUCGAGAGCCUCGCGGCCGAUCCGGCGGCUCGACCCCACUACGUCAUGAUCGAGGACAAGAGCGCCAUGGACCUCCUGACCAGCCUCGGCUACACGCGUUUCAAGCUCCAGCACGGCUACAGCGUCGCGCAGGCGCGAGUUGCGCCGCGCGCGCGCGGCGGCGCGCCGUGGGAGGUCAUCAACGCGGCGACCGGGACGCUCGCAUGGUCGACGGCCGAGGAGAUCAACGCGGCUCUCGCGCGGGGGCUACGCCGGCAACCCCACGACCUCUACGCCGCGCUGACGGAGCCGCACGCCGACGAGGCCGAGUUUAUGCGCGUUGUUGCAGAGUAGUCUGUGUGUUUGUUUACUGAAUGAGUUCUUG
Molecule: messenger RNA, 1485 nt
Organism: Pelagomonas calceolata
Lineage: Eukaryota; Pelagophyceae; Pelagomonadales; Pelagomonadaceae
Source: the annotation of a GenBank genome assembly